Molecule: messenger RNA, 2118 nt
Organism: Besnoitia besnoiti
Lineage: Eukaryota; Apicomplexa; Conoidasida; Eucoccidiorida; Sarcocystidae
Exons: 12
Coding region: 1-2118 (705 amino acids)
Source: RefSeq, a predicted model, not a curated record
AUGGGCGCCAGCAAGCAGCUCUGCGCCAAGGAAGUCGCCGCGCGCAUCCAAGAUCUCCACGAGGCCGGCAUCCGUUUUGUUUUUUUCUCAUCGCAAGGAGAAAAGCGAACGCGAGCGCUCGGCGCUGCCUUCGGCCUCGAGACAGGGUGGAAUUGCAUCAUUUCGCUCCAGCCGUCAGCCACGGGCGACACCUCGUACGUAAACAUGGAUGGCAAGAUCGUCCUUCCGUCGGGUAUCGCCGCGAUUCGCCAGCAUGUGCGGGAAGUGGAUAACGUGCCUCUUCAGGUUUCGCUCUUCUGCAACGCGACGCCGGACACCGUGCAGGAAAUGAUGCAAGUCCUCCAAGAAAACAACGAAGUCAUGACCUGCGUCGGAAGCUGCUUGCGGAUGAGCAACUUCCCCCUCUUUGAACAGGCGAACGCAUCGAUCGCCACCUUCGUCGCCCCCGACGCUCGCUGCAGAUUCUGCGGAGGGCGGUGCUCGAAUUUUGCUUACCACAGUCUGCUACCGACGCUGCAUCCGUCGCUGGCCUUCGCCGCGGAUAUGAACUCGCUGCCCUGUGCACUUCAGCAAAGCACAUAUCCAGUUGCGGACCCGCACGUGACGAUGGCGGUUUUGUACGAGGCAUUCCGCGAGUCCCGGCGGCUGGUAGACUCGAUUCAGCAGGCCCUCACGCUGAGUCUGUCGUCCGCGAUCUUCCUCUCGCUCUUCUUCCUCUUCAACGCCUUCGCCUUGGUCCCCAAUCUGCUCGACUUCGCCUCGCUUGUCCUCUUUCUGCUUCUCUUUACUCCGCUCCUUUCUCUCGCUCUGCUCGCGAAUCCAAAAACCGACAAACUCAUGAAGGAACAUCCCUACAAACCGAUGGACAACGCGCAAACACGUCAUCAGCUCGUCGUCGUUUUUAUGCACUUCGCCUUCCGGCUAGUACCCUCGGUCAUCAUCAUCUCCGCGCUCACGCUUGCGUACAUGUUCGACCUGGGGCAGGCGCUCUACGCGCAGCUCCACGAGGAGAUUCGCCUGCGCGCCUCCGCGGACGCCCUCUCCGCGCGGUCACCGGCUGCGCUCUCUGUGUCUUCCACGGCGUUCUCCGCUUUCUCUGAGCCGCAGAGUUCGUCUUCUGCGCUGCUCACUCGCCUCCCCUCCGACGCCGCGGAGGCGCUCCUGCGGCCGCGACGCCUUUCGGCAGCGAGCGAGGAGACUGCGGCUGGCUGGGCACCUGACGACCGGGCUUGGCGCGGUGCGGCGGGGCUCGAGCCAGGAGCGGGGGGCGCCCGCGACGGGCGCGAAGGCCCGCUGGGGAUGCAGCGGCGUCUGCAGGCGACGGAGGACGAGGCAGUUGCGAUGCUGCUGCCCUACCUCGAGAACAAAUGCAAUCGGUUCCGGUUCGACCCUUCGUGGCUCUCGGGCAAAUGGCUGGCUUGCAGCGACGCGAUAGAGGAAGUCGGCGCAGCGCUGGGCGAGGCGUGCUUCGUGCGCGCGACGAGUUCGCCUCUCGUUUUAGGAGAACUCUUCUGCUUUGCACUCGUCGGCGUCACGCUGAUGUUGCUCUCCAUGUCCUACAUCGACAGGUUUGAAAGCCUCUUCAGCAUUCCUCCGUUCCGCAAUCGCUGGUGGGUGGCGUGCUGCGUGGUCCUUCUCCUCGUUAUUGUCCUCGUUGUCGCCACGCGGGUCACGCUUCACCGAAGGUACAUCUCCGCCGCGGACGCCGACGUCGAGCUCGCGACCGCGAAACACGCGCGUUUGUUGCCUUCGUUCGCCCGCGGAGACCCCGCCCGGGCCGUAUUGUCUGCGGCUGCGUUCGGCGUGCCUCGCAAAAUCGACGCCACGUUUCCUCCGUCUCCGCCGCAGGCGCCCUGGUCCGCAGGCGACGCGCGAGAAGCGGGCCCGCGCGACGCGACGCCGCACGAGGCGGCGGCGAGCAGAACCCGGAGGGCGCUUGAGCUCACCAGUCUCGCUUGGCCGCACUGGAGCCUGUGUCUGAUCGCGGUCAUUCUCUGGUUUUUCGUCAUCGUCACGGACGAGCUGGUGAAGCGCGUCGAGCGCCAGACGCAUGAACAGAAUCAAAAAUACCUCAAAGUUCUCUUUGCUACACGCCUAGGCAUGUGGAGCCCGAAGUAA